AUGCCAAGACGCACUUCACCGCGCCGAGGUGGCCCAUCCGAGGGAGAGUCACAUCCACCGCGGCAGUCCCAGACAUUGCUUGAGAUCGGGCAUAAUCCUAUCCUACCCCCUGUCGCAGUUGGAACAUCACACAAUUAUGGCGCGACAGGACCAACAGCUCUGCCGAAACGGGUAGAACAGGAGCCGAUACAAAGUAUCCGUGGUGUUGCUCAAAGGAUCGAGACCGGACUCGAUUUCAGCGAACAGCGAACAGGCUUAAGCAAAGCGACAACAAAUUUCGACCUGCCUGCUUUAGCUCCUACUACGCGGCGUGUUAAACGAGAGCCGACGCCCGACCAAGACCAACUUCUUCAAUCGCUCCGUGAGGCCACCCAGUCGCCCGUGCGAGAAACGCAGUCGGACAGGACCCCGACGCCACCAAUCCAGCGAGAAGUCUCUACUGACUCGAGCCCUGACAUGCCACCGCCCGCAAGAAAAAACAGCAUUAUGUCCUUGAUCACAAAUUCUCCGAUGUAUCCUGCACCACUACGAAGACUAGGGAAUUACAUGUUCCCGGACGAGGACAAUCUUGACAACACGUCCAUGUCAAGUCGUUUUAGCUCUGUUGACAAUGCCUCCGAGCUUUCAUUCGAGUUGGAGCGCGGAAUUCAUGACGAUGGACUGCAGCGAACAAGACCCAGUGACCACGGAACCAACCUCUCCAAAGCCCCUCGUCGGCCUUCUGGGGUUCAGAUUCACUCGACUAUUAUGGAAGAGGAUGAGUCAGGCUCGGAGCAGGCGCCUGAGUCGGAGUACGAAAACCUCGCCGAUCAAUCUUGGUCAGCGGAAGCGAGGACAGUGCUACCGUCACGUUUCCAGUCCGAGCCUCCUUCAGAGGUAUCCUCGAAUGAACCCGUGCCCGACUUGAAUCGUCUGGUUCCAGAAGCACAGACUAACAGGGCUCGAUGGCUCACACAAUCACCUGACAUUCUUGGAAACUAUGCAAGUGGAUUUUUCAAAGUCUUCUCGGAUCCCGCUUCCUGGGCCAAAACUGUCUUCCUCUUUCUCCUCCCCCUGCUUCUUGUCUUUGCAUAUCAAGUCGGUCUCCUCAACUUCGAUGGCUCGUCAUUAUUUGGUGACAAUUCACCGCAUCCGUCAAACACAUCGAACGCUGAAUUUCGUGCCCUUCAAGGACGGGUAUCGCAAAUGGACCUACACCUUUCCUCGCUGACUGCCGAACUAAAAUCUGCCCGGGAGGAGCGGUCGUACAUCCUCGGACCUACCAAUGUCCCCAUGCCGAACUAUCCUUUGCAGGAGCUGACUCCCCGGAUCAAUUUCCUGUCUCCGGCUCAUGGUGCUUUGAUUGACCCCGACCAAACCUCGCCCACAGCUGAUUACGGCCAUGCUACAGCCCCACUGCCGGACUGGAAUCAGCUCAAGGGCUGGUGGAACAUGUGGAAGAUCUUCUCACCAUCUGGUGCCUUGCCGCCUCCUAUAAAAAACCCUCAUUCCAGUUUGUCGGCACUUCUCCCCUGGGAUGAGGCCGGAGAUUGCUGGUGCAGUGUCGGAGAGACCCAACUAUCCGUUUUUCUCGGCCGUGGCAUCGUACCCGAAGAGGUUGUCAUCGAGCACAUCCCCGUGGCAGCUACUCUGGACCCUCUUUCGGCACCAAAAGUGGUCGAAGUCUGGGCUCGAUUUGUUAUUGUGGAAGCAGAGAAUGAUUUCGCUCCCAGCGCGUCUGACUCUUUUUCCUGGAGAUCGCCCUGGGGACGUGGAAAAAACCGCCGCCAAUCCACCGAUCCACCUUCGUCGCAAGAGAAAGGUCUCGGAAACUUCAACUUGCCCGGCUCGAAGUCGCUGGACGAGGUUAUCCUCAGUGCCCUCAAGCUGUCCAACCCCUGGGAAGGAACAGACGAGUACUCGAACGAUAGCCUACUCGGACCGAAUUACUAUCGGAUUGGGCGUAUGUACUACAACAUCCACGACCCGGACUAUAUACAGACAUUCCCUCUCGCCACUGUCAUCGACGUCCCGACGGUUCGCGUUGAUAAGGUCGUUUUCCGGGUCAAGGAGAACUGGGGUGGGGAUCGGACAUGCAUCUAUAGAUUCAAGCUUCACGGGCACCCAUAA
This is a messenger RNA of Penicillium argentinense, 2109 nucleotides long. RefSeq lists its product as uncharacterized. Gene Ontology annotation, molecular function: protein-membrane adaptor activity. Gene Ontology annotation, cellular component: meiotic nuclear membrane microtubule tethering complex; nuclear envelope. The record is from RefSeq and is a predicted model, not a curated record. The coding region runs from base 1 to 2109 and encodes 702 amino acids. Gene Ontology annotation, biological process: nuclear envelope organization. NCBI's taxonomy places the organism in Eukaryota, Fungi, Ascomycota, Eurotiomycetes, Eurotiales, Aspergillaceae. The transcript has a single exon.